Salvia hispanica is the source of this 1910-nucleotide messenger RNA. It is a transcript of the gene PIL5, whose product is annotated as phytochrome interacting factor 3-like 5. Gene Ontology annotation, biological process: regulation of DNA-templated transcription. The record is from RefSeq and is a predicted model, not a curated record. Gene Ontology annotation, molecular function: DNA-binding transcription factor activity; protein dimerization activity. NCBI's taxonomy places the organism in Eukaryota, Viridiplantae, Streptophyta, Magnoliopsida, Lamiales, Lamiaceae.
ACAGUGCGCAUAAUGCAUACUGUCUGUCUGUGUCAAUUUUCGUCCCUUUCUUCUCAGCAAUUUAACGUUAUUCAAUUUGUUCGUUGAAAGAGGGGGCCUUAUCUUCCCCUUCCCUUACCACAAUCAUCAAAAGAAAGAGAGAGGAAAACUAUUUUUACAUAUUUAUAGCACCUGCCGUUCUCACUCUCCUUAAAUCCUCCCCCUUUUGGAACUCCAACUCCCCUUCCUUCAACCAUACACAUAACUAGCUUCAUUCGGAUGAUCAAUUUCCAGCUACUAACUCUUUGCUGAAAUGAAUCACUGCGUUCCGGAUUUUCAUGAAAUGGACGAGGACGAUUCGAUUCCCACGCCUUCCAGUUUUUCUAGACUCAAAAAGACUACGACAGGUGAAGAGGAUAUCAUGGAGCUGCUAUGGCAGAACGGUCAAGUAGUGGUGCAGAGUCAGAAUCAGAGACCGCCUAAUAGGAGCGUCUCCUGCAGCGGCAGCGGAGAGGUGGUGAUUCCGUCGGAGAGGGAGAUCAGAUCGAGCGCGGAGGAGCAUUUGUUUAUCCAGGAGGAUGAGAUGGCGUCUUGGCUUCUCGAUGAUUCCUCCUUCGAUCGCGAUUUUUACGCCGAUCUCCUCUAUUCCGCUCCUCCUCCGCCUCCGCCUCUCACCACCGCGGAGAUCCGCCCCCCGCCGCCGGUCGCCAGACCUGACAAUCCGCCGCGGGUGCAGAAUUUCGUGCAUUUCUCGAGGCUCCCGAUCAGGCCGAGGCCGGCGGCGCGAGAAUCGUCCACGGUGGUGGAGUCAAAUGACACGCCUGCGGCCGCACCGGAAUCUAGGGUUUCUCACAGCGGUCCGCCGGUUAACGCGGAUAGCGCCACCGUCAGAACUGGAGCUGCCGCGGGUACAUGUGACCUCACCGCCGCCUCGUCGCCCGGCAGCUCCCCGACCAGCUUCAGCGAAGAUACGCAUCAUCCGCAGCACAAGCCCGCAGCACUGCCGGAAGACCGGAAACGGAAAGUUAGAGAAGCCGACGAUAAUGAGUGCCAGAGUGAGGAUAUCGAGUUUGAAGCUGCUGAAGGUAAAAAACAAGGCUGUGGUUCAGCAUCGACAAAGAGAUCACGUGCUGCAGAAGUUCACAACCUGUCAGAGAGGAGGCGGCGAGACAGGAUAAAUGAGAAAAUGAGGGCACUACAAGAACUCAUCCCACGUUGCAAUAAGUCAGACAAAGCUUCAAUGCUGGAUGAGGCUAUUGAAUACUUGAAAUCACUUCAAUUACAAGUACAGAUGAUGUCGAUGAGUUGUGGGAUGGUUCCCAUGAUGUACCCGGUGGGUGUGCAGCAGUACAUGCCUGCUGCUAUGGGGUUAGGAAUGGGGAUGGGAAUGGGGAUGGACAUGGGAAUGAGCCGUCCGAUGGUUCCUUAUCCACCUAUGAUGGCCGGCUCAGCCAUGCCAAAUCCUGCAGCCGCGGCAGCUCAUAUGGGUCCUAGAUAUCCCCUCCCACCAUUUCAUAUGCAACCAGUUCCUGUACCCGAUCCUUCAGCGUUACAGCCUACUAACCGCGCAGAUCAUGUCUCAAACUCGACUGCUAUUCCUCAGAACCAGAACCAGCCAAGGUUUCAAAACUUUCCCGAUCCGUAUCAACAGUAUCUUGGUUUCCACCCCACACAACUUCCAAUACCACAGAACCAGGGUGUGGUGCAGCAUGACGCCAACAAACCAAGCACCAGCAAAGAUAUUGGCAACCCUCACAACCAGCAAACUGGAUAAUUUGCGCGAACAUUGCAGAUCGGGAGGCUGUCGUCCCACCCGACUAAAUUUUGUUACUGAGUAGACACGAAAAUAUAUAAUCAUGUAUCCUCUAGCUAACAUAAUUUGAUAUAACAUGUAUACUAAUGAUGAUCUUUAGCUUAAGUUUUUUUGGUUA